AUAUAUAUAUAUAUAUAAAUCAAGUAUCAUGAAAAAAAGUAUGGUCGUGUGAUAAAACUAUGUUUAUUCUUAUGAAACAAUGAAGAGGAAGGUAUACUUGUAUCAAACUGUCAUUUGAUAAACAUAACAAUAAAAGUAUUUUGCGUUGUAUCAAUAUGAUGACAUAAAAUGCAAUGAACUUUUAUAUUAUGCAUUUAAUUUUUAUUAUCUGAAAGAUAACCUACAUAAUGCUGCAUAGAACUUAAUGAAAUGGAAGUUACACAAAAUCCUGACAUUUCAACCGAUUCGCAGACAAGUGGAUUUGAUAUGUCUGCUGGAAAUAUAUGGAUAUAUCCAGAGAAUUAUCCUGUUCGAGAGUAUCAAUUUAAUAUCGUUAAAAGAGCUUUAUAUUAUAAUACUUUAGUAUGUUUACCAACUGGAUUGGGAAAAACAUUUAUUGCUGCUGUGGUAAUGUAUAAUUUUUGGAGGUGGUAUCCAUCUGGAAAAGUCGUGUUCCUUGCACCAACAAAGCCUUUAGUUACUCAACAGAUCGAUGCUUGCUAUAAUGUAAUGGGUAUUCCAAAUAUAGAAAGUAUUGAACUCACAGGUAGUGUAAAUCAUAAGACACGUCAAAUAGCUUGGUUUAAGAAAAGAGUAUUUUUUGCUACACCUCAAGUAUUUCAUAAUGAUCUUGAAAAUAAUAUCAUUCCUAGUGAACUUAUAAAAUGUGUUGUGAUAGAUGAAGCACAUAAAGCGCUGGGUAAACAUUCAUAUUGUGAGUGUAUCCGUAUAUUGAGUGAGAAAAAUCAAUAUUUUAGAAUACUAGCACUUUCUGCAACACCAGGAAAUAAAAUUGCUAAUGUUCACCAGAUAGUACAAAAUUUACACAUUUCACAUAUAGAAUUAAGAGAUGAGACAUCUCUAGAUAUAAUACCAUAUAUUAAUAGAAAAAAGACAGAUAUUAUUUUAGUACCUCUUGGUGAAGAAUUAGAGAAGUAUAAAGAGAAAUAUAUUAAUAUAAUGGAUCGUCAUGUCAAGUUUCUCAUUAGAUGUAAUGUUAUUCAUGGACAAACUUCGACUAUUUCUAAAGGCAAAAUAUUUGUGAUACUGAAGGAAUUUCAAAAGACAACAAAUCAAUCAGGAAAUAAUAACCAGAUUAAAAAAACAUUACAUAUACUGCUUACCAUGUAUCAUGCUUAUGAAUUAAUGGUUCGCCACGGACUCCGUGCCUUUUAUAAAUUUUAUCAAAAUCAUUCUGAUAAAUUUUGGAUGAACAGUGAAAUUCAAUUACAAGAAUUAAUUGCUGAAGUUCAAACUUAUUUGGGACCAUUUCCGGAUGUUCAACUAUUUACUAAUGGAAAUAUUCCUGAAAUUCCAGGUAAUUUCGUAUUCGGGCAUAAUAAAUUUUUAAAAUUAAGAGAAUUGUUAUUACAACAUUUCAAGAUGGCAAGUAAUACUGGAAAUGAUACAAGGGCUAUAGUUUUUGUAGAAUAUAGAGAUAUUGUCAGCGAGGUAUAUGUUUUAUUGUUGCAAGCAAGACCUUUGAUAAGACCUCAAAUGUUUGUUGGUCAAGCUGAACAGAAACAGAAACGUCAAGUGAAGGCAAUAGAAGAUUUCAGGAAAAAUCAUGUCAAUGUUCUCAUUUCUACCAGUAUAGGUGAAGAAGGAUUGGAUGUUGGAGAAGUAGACUUGAUAAUAUGCUUUGAUGUAUCACAAAAAUCUCCUACUCGUCUUGUACAAAGAAUGGGAAGAACUGGACGAAAACGAGAGGGCCAUAUAAUAGUUCUUGUUACGGAUGGCAAAGAACACGAAGCUUUAAGAUCUACAAUAGCAAGGAGAGAAUCUUUAAACAGUAAAAUUCUUAAUACAAGCAAUAUCUUCUCUUCUUUAUAUCAAAACAAUCCUCGUAUGAUACCAAACGUAUGUAAUCCAGAAUGUCAUAAAUUACAUAUAAAUGUAAAACCAAAAACUCCCGUGAAAAAAGAUAAAAAGUCUAAGAAGGUAGAUAAUAAAAAGUUACAUGAAACAUCGUCGAAAAAGACAAAAAAUACCAAAGAAUCUUCUACAAAUAUAAAAAAUACGAAUCAAUCUUCAUUGUCCAAAUUUCUCGUAAAUACAAAAAAUAAUGAACAGUUUAAUGAUGAUGACGAUGAUGAUGUUGUAGAAUUUGUGAAAUCUACUAUAAUAGAAACUACUGAUCUAAAUAAUAAAACUAAUUCAAUAAAAGCAUCGAACGUUAAAUUGCUGACUUGUGAUACCGAAGCAGUUGAUUUUUUAACGUUAUGUGCUAUGAAGAAAUCGGAAGAGGAAAUCAAACCCAACAAACCUAAAAUGGACAUGACUUACGUGGCUUUAACUGAAUCAGUUACAAGUUUCGUUGAUUUCACUGUACCUAGUCUAGAUAUACUUGAUGAUUUGAGUAAUUAUUUAAGUAACAUUAAACUAAACUUAAUAUUGCCAGAAGAAAAUUCUCAAAGCGAUUAUGAUAACGACGAUAAUUUUUGGUGUAACAACCAAUGUAAUAUUAUGAGUCCAAUAAAUACAGUCAUGGAUGAAUGUAUUAAUAUUAGUGAAUCCAGGUUUGAAGAUUUACUCGAUGAAAGUACUGAUUCUGACGAUACAGUGUUAAAUUCUAAUGAAAAUGAUGUGAAUAAUCUGAAUACUAACGUUAAUAUUGGAAAACACAAUAAAGGAGAAUCUGCAACAAAUAUAAGUAAUAGUGAACAGCGUGACGAUGUUAAUGAUCGAAAUACAAAUUGUAAUGUACCAACGAAUACUGAAGUUAGUUUUUUCGAAGAUAUAUUCAAUGAUUCAUUUGACUCAAUUGAAAAUGAUUUCGAACAAAGUGAAUUGAACAUCGAUAAUGUCGAAAAUGAUAAAUUAAAAAAUUUAAACUCAUCGAACAAUGAUCCUUCCAAAAUAGCAAUCACUACCAAUAUACAAGAAAAAACAAAUAAUUUAACAUUAUCAAAAAUGCAAGUUAAGAAAGAAUGUUCAAAGCAUUGCGAGAGUAUGUUUUCGAUAACUCAAGCUGUUAAUGAAAUAAAAAAAAUAAAUUCAAAAGCGAAUGCUCGACCUACACUUGCAGAAAUAAAAGAUACAGGGCAAUAUGUAGCACAAAAGUCCAAAUAUAUAUCAACUAAUGAUACAUCGCAUGUACAAAGUAAUGUACAAAUCAAUGACUAUGAAUCUGAAGAUGAUAUAUUUGCAUCCGAAUUAGACGAAGAUUUAGAAAUUAAUACUGCAGGCAAUGAAUCAUCAAACAAGGAAAAUCCAACAAAUGAAACUUUACCAAGCUCGAAACAAAAUAUUCAUAACAAAUUAAAACGUAUAAGCGAUAAUCAAUUUAAAAUCGAUACUUUUGAAUGGAAUAACGAUUUUAAAAUAUCAUCUAUUUCGGCUGCAAAUUCUAAAUAUUUUAACAAGUCUACUAACGCUAAUUUAACGGUAAAAAACACCAAUACUAUAACAUCGUCUUUAGCAGAUGAUAUGUGGAAUGAUACGGAUAGCGAUGAAUGGAUAUCAUUCGAUCAAAAACCCAAAUCAAAAAAACGUACUAAAAGUAAUUCUGUGAGAUUAUCAAAAAAAUUAUCUACCAUAAAACAUUCUUCUUCUAAUUCCAUUUCUAUGGACGAUCAAAAUGAUUUUGAAAAUGAUUUUAUUAUAAAUACAAAGGAUAUAGAAAAAUUAAAUAACUUGGAAGCUAGUUAUUUCUCUGAAGAGAAAAGUAAAAAUUAUGAUACAUCUAUUCCAAGUAGCAGCAAUUUCAAAGACAAGUCCUUAGAAAAUGUUGCAGCACGAGGAACGGUGUUAAAAAAUUUUAAUUCUUUUAAAGCUCCAGAUAGAUAUUUAAAAAAACAGUAUUCUAACAAAACGAGUCAGAGUACUCAACCGAAGCGUAUCGAAUCUUUAAGGGAUUUCUCGUACAAAACCCAAUCAAUAAAAAGUAAAAGAAAAAUGAAAAAUCAAUGCGAAUAUAUAGAUAACGAAGCACAAGUAUCUUUUGAUAAUAGUUCCGACGAAAGUUCUGGCAAAGACGAAGAUUUAUCAGAUUUCGUUAGUUACACUCAACAAGUACCAGAAGAUGAAGAUAUGCGUGCUUUAUAUCUACAAGCCGUUAAAAGUCCUGUCAAACGACCUGGUGCUUUUGUUUUUAAAGAACCUCGAAUAUCUGAUGAAAUGGUAGAGAUAUAUUCUCAACCUUGUUCACAGCCUAAUGAAUCAUAUCUUGAGGACUCUUUUUGCAUAAAUGGUGAUGAAGAUUAUGUCGAUGAGAGUAAACAUACUCACGGAUAUUCUAUAUUGGAAGAAGCAGAGAGAAUAUUAAAAAACAAAAAAAGAAAACGAAUUAAAUGUAAUAAAUCGGAGAACAGAGGAUGGAAACAUAGAAAGAAACGAAAGAAGAUUGAACUAUUGAAUAGUUCUACGAGUAGCGAAGAUGAAACUGAGAGAUUACGCACAGAGAUUCAAGAUGAAUCAAUGAUGUUGAAAGGUUUACAUCCAUAAAAUUUUGUAUUGCAUUAUACGUAGAGUGUAAGAUUAAAAAUGUUAUUAUAUAUACGAAACUAUGAAAAAUAGAAAUCAAGCAACUUUAUUUCUCAUAAUUACGAACAUUUUUAAUUUUACACUUAAUGUAAUCUUUUUAUUGUUAUUUAUUUAUUUACGAAAAUGUUUAUAGAUAGUGAAGCAUUGUUCUAUAAUAAAAUUCAUACUGAGUGAAAAUAUCGAAUCUCGUUAAAAUAAUAUAUUGUAUAUUACAAAUGCGUGCAACUUUUUCAAUCGAAAAAGAAAAAAUGAUUCUCCCGCUACUGUUACACUGAAUUGUCUAUAUACGAGUAUACUUAUUUCAACAUUUUCAGAUUUUAUAAUUCAGAUAAGCCAUACAUAUAUAAACUCUUUACUUUUAUAACAAAAUCUAGUAAGAUCGUGAUGUGGAAAUAUAAUAACAGUUAACAAAUAUUAAAUUGUUCGUAUAUGGUGAGAGCGAGAAGACGUUAAGUAGAUACUUAAAUACAAAAAUAUGAAAAUAAAAAACAAUUAGAAAUUUGCACGUCUCCGUUAUACAAUAUAAAAUAUUAUUUUAUUAUCUUCGAUACCUCGAUCGUUCUGAUUAUCGCUUGAUGGUAGCGCAAGAGAUAUUUUUAUAUAACAUAUGUCUUCCAAACAAGUAGUAUUAAUCCAUAUAAAAUUUUCUAUUUGUUUUUAAUAAAUAGAUAAAAGAUAAUAUAUGUGGAGAAGAGAAAUCAAUAAAUAAUGACAAGUGACUAAAAUAAAAAAAAUAUUAACAGUCGACAGUAUCGAAGAGAAUAAUAAUCAAUAAGUCGGCUAAGAUUGAUGCACGAACGUAUGUAUAUAUGCAUUUGGUGGCCGUUUAGAUAUAGUUGGUCAUUUUUACGUUUGUAAUGUGCCAUUUAUUUUGGAUAUGAUGUUUUUGUAUCAUUUAUAUACUCCAUUAUCAAAUAUUAUAAUGAUUUUUUCAAAAAAUA
This is a messenger RNA of Vespula pensylvanica (western yellowjacket), 5465 nucleotides long. RefSeq names its product Fanconi anemia group M protein (gene Fancm). The transcript is spliced from 14 exons. Gene Ontology annotation, molecular function: four-way junction helicase activity; four-way junction DNA binding; ATP binding. NCBI's taxonomy places the organism in Eukaryota, Metazoa, Arthropoda, Insecta, Hymenoptera, Vespidae. The record is from RefSeq and is a predicted model, not a curated record. Gene Ontology annotation, biological process: replication fork reversal; double-strand break repair via synthesis-dependent strand annealing; interstrand cross-link repair. The coding region runs from base 250 to 4485 and encodes 1411 amino acids.